Protopterus annectens (West African lungfish) is the source of this 4018-nucleotide messenger RNA. RefSeq names its product membrane integral NOTCH2 associated receptor 1 (gene MINAR1). Lineage: Eukaryota; Metazoa; Chordata; Ceratodontiformes; Protopteridae. Gene Ontology annotation, biological process: negative regulation of cell population proliferation; negative regulation of TOR signaling. Gene Ontology annotation, cellular component: plasma membrane. The transcript is spliced from 4 exons. Bases 124 to 2850 code for a protein of 908 amino acids. The record is from RefSeq and is a predicted model, not a curated record.
GCUCACUAACAGCGAUGUCAACUUUAAGAAGGACAGAGGAAGCUGUAGAAAUAAUACGGUGAUAUUCCAGAAAAUCAGAAAUAGUUGAAAGUGCUGGAUAACAGUUGCUCCAUUGUCACAGAAAUGCAAACAUCAAUCAUGGAGGCAAAUCAGGAGUAUUCUCUUUUUCUGAUAAAAAUUUUGGAAGAACUGGAUACCAAGCAUAAUACAGUUUCUUACCAAGAAUUGUGCAAAUCCUUGUGUGCCAGAUUUGAUUUGACCCAGCUGGCUAAAUUAAGAAGUCUCCUCUUCUACACUGCCUGUUUGGAUCCAAAUUUUCCUGCCACUUUGUUUAAAGACAAAAUGAGGUGUACUGUUGAAAGUCAACAAUCCAAGAAAAUCAUGGUAGCUGCAGAUAUUGUGACCAUAUUUAACCUUAUCCAGAUGAAUGGUGGUGUUGCAAAAGACCGACUGCCCAUCAGGCAUCAACAAAAAAUGCGAAAGAAAGAAUCAUUUGAAUCGUGUAGAUCAGAUACUGAAAUAUGCAAUGCAAAUGACUGUGUAUCACCAUGUGAUAUGAGAGGGAGGGAAGAUAAUAUGAGGCACUCUAUUAAAAGGACUUCUUGUAGAAAGACAAACUGUAAAGGCUGCCAACAAUACAUCUCUUCUACUAGCCCUAACUUUUUGCUAGGUGUUACUAAAGAAAUAAAAGGCAGGGCUGCCUCCCUUGAUAGACUACAAGCAUUAUCUCCUUAUUCAGGUAUUAGUUCUCCACACUGUGAAAUGCAAAGCACAUAUUUUCCAAUGGAGAUAGACAAUGAUUCAAUUGCUGAGCAGGAUUCUUUGCCUACAAAUUCAGUUAUGAAAGACACAUUUGAUUCAAAUGAUGAACCAUUUCUGAUGCAGUCAUGCAUUCAAAAGAGAAACAUAUUCAAAGAAGAUUUCCACAAUCUUUUAACCAUUAGUCCCAAUACUACCCCAAUAAACAGAAGAGCACAUGAAGGAGAAAUGGGAUCACAAAACAGAAAGGAGCCAAAAAAAGCAACUGCAUUUUUUAAUCAUAGUUUUGAAAUACCAUAUAGCAGUCCAUAUGUAAGUCAGGUUUAUUCUCCUAUGCAGGAGAAAAGACGUGUCAAGCAUGAAAGCUUAGAUGAUCUCCAGGCAUCUACUUACUUUGGCCCGACUACAACACCUGGGUCACAGGAUCCAAAGAGGCCACUGGGAAAACAAAAUAGACAGACUAUGUGGCCAGCCAAGAGCUGGAGUCUAAACAAUGAGGAAGUGCCAGAAUUUGAACGAUCGUUCUUCAGCAAAAAAUCAAAUGACAGCUUUGGAUACCAUAUCUCUAACUGUGGUCCUGACAGACAUCAGCCGUACCAACACCCAGAGCAACCUGGACAUAGGCAAUCCAGCUACACAAUUAAGCAUGGACAAAAGUCAACUGAUAUUAAUUCAUCUGACCCAGAAAGACUUGAUACUAUAAAGAAAUGUAAAGACAAAAGUAUUAAUUGCACACCUCUACAACUUAUGAAAAUAGACCACCCAAUAAGUGUUGGAACACAAACUGAUCAAGGAGACCAAAAGAAACCUAAAGAUUUAUGUAAUCCAAAUCAUGGCAGAUAUGGAGACAGACAUACUAUGAAGCAUUCUGAUGAUGACUCCGAGGUGGUAAGUGAUGAUAUCAGUGACAUAUUUAGGUUUUUGGAUGAUAUGAGCAUUUCUGGGUCUACUGGAGUUAUUCAGUCUUCAUGUUAUAACAGUACAGGAUCCCUGUCUCAAAUUACAAAGUCUGACUGUGAGAGUUCACCAGAACACAGUUCAAUCAAGCUCAGCAACUCAGGCAGCAAACUGGAAAAACUCUUGCGGCUGGAUGGUAAUGCUAGUGAUGAAAUUAAAAGCAGUGUUUGUAAACUGGUUCUCAGGAUAGGUGAAAUAGAAAAAAAAAUUGAAUCCCUGACUGGUGUCCGAGAUGAAAUUUCCCAAGUGCUUGCAAAAUUAAAUAAGCUGGAUAAAAAAAUUCAGCAGCCAGAAAAGAACAGCAGUCAGACAGACCGAAAUUCCAUGACAAGUGAUGGUAUGUCAGAAGACAGUGUAUCCAUUCGGAUAUAUCAGUCGCAUGCCAGUAAUCAUGGAAACAAAAAAGAAAAUGGCCAUGAGUGGGGUUGUUCAGAUGCAAGUGGAAGUAACACAGAAAGUUUACGAGUUAAAGCUUUAAAAAAAAGUUUGUUUACAAGAAGGUCAUCAAAAUCCCUCAAUGAAGAAAACAGUGCUACAGAGUCCAAAAUUGCAAGCAUAUCCAACUCACCUAGUGAAUGGCGCACAAUGUCUUACGUGACUCAACCUGGACACAGUGAACAGGACAUGAAAGAAAGAAGUAUGACAGAAAAAAGUAAGGACUGGCACCGGAAAGCAAAAGAGACGGACAGGAAGUAUGAAAUCUCACAGUCUCAUAGAACAAACAAGCCUCCUAAAGAGUCCUUCCUGAUUGAACAAGUCUUUAGCCCUCAUCCCUACCCAACAUCUCUCAAGUCGCACAUGAAAAGUAAUCCACUGUAUACGGAUAUGAGACUGACAGAACUGACAGAAGUAAAGCGUGCUCAACCAUCAUGGACUGUGGAGGAAUACACAAGAAAUGCAGGUGACAAAGGAAAGCUUGCUGCUUUAGAUCUGCAGAAUCAAGACACUUUAAACCCUAAUAAUCUGGAAUACUGGAUGGAAGACAUUUAUACUCCAGGUUAUGAUUCUUUACUGAAAAGAAAGGAGGCUGAAUUCAGGAGGGCAAAAGUCUGCAAGAUAGCUGCACUGAUUGCAGCAGCAGCAUGCACUGUUAUUCUUGUUAUUGUUGUCCCUAUAUGCACCAUGAAAUCCUGAAACUGUACUAUGUUAUUACACAUUUGUGUGCAUCACAGGGCAUUUGAUUACCUUAAAUGAAUGAAUGUACCAGACUGUAAUACUGGCACAUAUAAGUGUUGGUGUUUUUGUAAAAUGUCAUUUCAGUUCAGUGAAGAAUGUCCAUUGCCUGUUUCCAUACCUCUUAAGUGCUGGUAUGUUCUUGUGCUUCCAUUUAUAUAUCACCAGAGCUAACUAGUUUUGUCUACAUCUAUUUGAUGUAGGUUGGAAGGCAUUAGUCAUUUUUCCCCUGUAAUAUUUGGGGUGACUACAGGAAACUGUGACAAAUGUAGUUCUUGAACAGAAUUCUUUACAAAAUGGAAUGUGAACUGUGAUUUACUUUUAGAAUAACUGUAAAAGUUUAAAAAAUGUAGCAUCUUCAUCUCCCUUUCUCUGUUUCCUUCUACUUUGGUAUAUUAUUCAUUUUAAUGAUGGCCCUUUUUAUAUUGCAUUUGUCACAGAAUGUGCAUUUCUUUAGUAGACUGAUUUUUAAUGUUUGUUUACAGAAAUAUAAAUAGUGACCGCAAAUGUCUGUACAAUAUAUCUUUAAGCUGAACCUUCAUUAAACUGAUUGGCAUGAAAAGGAACUCGCAUGAACCACCCAAGAAAAGAAAAGGUGCAAACUGUAUUUCAGCUGUGGCCUUUUUAUUUUUUAUUCCAGAAUAAAUAUAUAAGUAGACUAUACAGAUUAAAAACAUAGUUGAUAAAAGAGGUUAUCAUCCAUAUAUUUUAGAACCUUUAAGGAGGCAAAUUGCUUCCCAGAAAUUUAAGGAGAAAAGGAAUCAGUAGUUGCAAAACUAGCUGUUGUGAGUUCCUAACAGUGUACAGAUGCACCAGCAUAGCCGAUAACAUGACUAUGCACAUGUUCAAAUAAAGCUUGCCGUUGCCAUUAAAAAUAUGAAUACAGUUUAAUUUCAAAUAGAACAGGAAGUCACUAAUGAUGCUAACUAUAAUUUUAUUCUGCUUUCAGUAUAUUUUAUCUUAUUUUUUUGUGGGCCACGUUUGCUGUUAUAUUUCCCAAAUGCAUUAAGGUUUGUUAUUCUAAUCACUAGGACAAACUUGUUACUUGUAUAUAAAAGAAUUAUAAUAUGUUAAAUUGUACAGUGUUUAAAUAAGAUGACCUGUAAUAACUUGCAGGUGUUUCCAUAUA